This is a messenger RNA of Spea bombifrons (plains spadefoot toad), 3341 nucleotides long. RefSeq names its product anoctamin 3 (gene ANO3). Gene Ontology annotation, molecular function: protein dimerization activity; chloride channel activity. The record is from RefSeq and is a predicted model, not a curated record. Gene Ontology annotation, biological process: chloride transmembrane transport. Gene Ontology annotation, cellular component: plasma membrane. NCBI's taxonomy places the organism in Eukaryota, Metazoa, Chordata, Amphibia, Anura, Pelobatidae. Bases 82 to 2994 code for a protein of 970 amino acids. The transcript has 26 exons.
CCCCCUCCGUUCCCCCCCCUUCCUCCCAUUCCAUCAAAUUUUAUUGUUUUAAUGAAGAUUUGACAUCAUCUAUGAACAAAGAUGGUCCACCACUCAGGUUCUAUUCAGUGCUUUAGACAGCAAAAAGGCAUGUUCAAGAGUAAAAGUGGGACUGAAAAAGAAAACCAACUUAAGCCAUCAAGAAGAAGUAUGCCAUGUUUAGCACAGAGUCAAACGCAUCCCCAGCAUCUGAAUAAGCACUCAACUUUACACCAGCAAAACAAAGUCCAGCCUCAGCCAGUUAGUGAAGGCUCAUCAGCAAUUAAUGUAGAACAUCUGACAGAUUCAACAAAAGAUACCUACACAGACGAAUCUGAGCAUGGAGUAUAUGACUACCGCACUGAUCAAUCUCUGCUCAUUCAGCACAAACUGAGCAGGCAAAAACAAGGCUCUCGGAAAUCUCAAAAGUGUAAAGAAGAAUCGAUGAAUAAAGAAAAGAGAAUUUUUGAAAGGUUUCCGGCAGAUACUGGACAGAAUGAAAUGAAUUCAGUGGCAUCUCUGGGCCUGUUUUUUAAAGAUGGCAUAAAACGCAUAGAUUACAUCUUAGUGUACAAAAAAUCAAGCACACAACUUGAGAAACGCAACACCUUCGAAAAAAAUCUCAGAGCGGAAGGUUUGAUGUUGGAGAAAGAGCCAGCAGUCACCAACAAUGAUAUUAUGUUUGUCAAAAUACACUGUCCGUGGGAUACACUGUGCAAAUACGCCGAGAGGAUGAACAUCAGAAUGCCCUUCAGUCUGCAGAGGAACAUGAGACAGCUUAAAAGUUGGCUUCCUAAAAAUCCAAUGAAGCUCGACAAAGAAGCUCUACCAGACUUGGAAGAGACUGAUUGUUAUACAGCUCCAUUCAGCCGGGCUCGCAUGCACCAUUUCACGAUAAGCAACAAGGACACAUUCUUCAGUAACUCUACAAGAAGCCGGAUCGUACACCAUGUCUUGCAAAGGACAAAGUAUGAAGAUGGAAAGUCAAAAAUGGGUAUAAACCGACUUCUGAGUAAUGGCACCUAUGAGGCUGCAUUUCCUCCACACGAGGGGAGCCACAAGAGCAGACACCCUAUCAAAACCCAUGGUGCUCAGAACCACCGCCAUUUGUUAUAUGAACGCUGGGCUCGCUGGGGAAUGUGGUACAAGUAUCAACCUCUAGAUUUAAUCAGGAGGUAUUUUGGAGAGAAGAUUGGGCUGUACUUUGCAUGGCUGGGUUGGUACACAGGAAUGCUGAUCCCUGCCGCCCUUGUUGGGUUAUUUGUCUUUCUUUAUGGAUUAUUUACCAUGGAUUCCAGCCAAGUCAGUAAAGAGAUCUGCGAGGCAAAUGACACCAUCAUGUGUCCCAUGUGUGAGAAGAACUGUACACUGCAACGGUUAAACGAGAGCUGUAUUUAUGCAAAGGUUACUCAUUUAUUUGACAACGGAGGCACAGUCUUUUUUGCUAUAUUUAUGGCAAUAUGGGCUACUGUCUUCCUUGAGUUCUGGAAGCGAAGAAGAGCCGUCCUCACUUACGACUGGGAUCUCAUUGACUGGGAAGAUGAAGAGGAAGAGCUACGUCCACAGUUUGAGGCAAAAUACUCUAAACUGGAACGGGUCAACCCAAUUACGGGCAAGCCAGAACCAUUUCAGCCAUUUAGCGACAAACUAAGCCGUCUAAUGGUAUCAGUAUCAGGAAUAUUCUUCAUGAUAUCUCUGGUGCUUACGGCAGUCUUUGCAGUAGUCGUGUACCGCCUAGUGGCCAUGGAGCAAUUUGCAUCCUUUCAGUGGAAUUUUAUCAAGAAAUACUGGCAGUUUGCAACAUCUGGAACCGGUGUUUGCAUAAAUUUCAUGAUUAUCAUGUCCCUCAAUGUUGUAUAUGAAAAGGUUGCCUACCUUCUUACUAAUUUGGAACAUCCAAGAACAGAAUCCGAGUGGGAGAACAGCUUUGCUCUAAAAAUGUUUCUGUUUCAAUUUGUCAACUUAAACAGCUCAAUAUUUUAUAUUGCCUUCUUCCUUGGCAGGUUUGCAGGAAGACCGGGAAAAUACAACAGGCUUUUUGAGAGAUGGAGGUUGGAAGAGUGUCAUCCAAGUGGCUGCCUCAUAGACCUCUGUCUCCAAAUGGGAGUCAUUAUGGUUUUAAAGCAAAUGUGGAACAACUUUAUGGAACUUGGAUAUCCACUGUUGCAGAACUGGUGGUCUCGACGGAAGAUAAAGAAAGGCAGGCAGUCAGUAGAAAGUAAAAUGACAUUACCCCAGUGGGAAAAGGAUUGGAACCUGCAACCGAUGAAUGCACAUGGACUCAUGGAAGAAUAUUUGGAAAUGGUUAUACAGUUUGGCUUUACUACAAUCUUCGUCGCUGCAUUCCCACUGGCUCCUCUGCUUGCAUUACUGAACAACAUUAUUGAGAUACGGCUGGAUGCUUAUAAAUUUGUUACACAGUGGAGGCGACCAAUGCCAGCCCGGGCAACUGAUAUAGGUAUCUGGUAUGGCGUUUUGGAAGGCAUUGGCGUCCUUGCCGUUAUCACCAACGCAUUUGUGAUAGCAAUUACUUCUGAUUACAUUCCUCGGUUUGUUUAUGCGUUCAAGUACGGACCGUGCUUAGACCAAGGAUACAGGCAUGAAAAAUGUCUCCAAGGCUAUGUCAAUAGUAGCCUAUCUGUAUUUGAUCUCAGCGAGCUUGGUGCUGAAUAUUCCGGGUAUUGCAGAUAUCGAGACUACAGAGCACCGCCAUGGAGCGCCAAUCCCUACGAGUUCACGCUGCAGUUCUGGCACGUUCUUGCCGCACGUUUGGCUUUCAUUAUAGUUUUUGAGCACCUUGUGUUUGGAAUCAAGUCCUUCAUUGCAUACCUCAUCCCCGACAUGCCAAAAGAUUUAUGCGACCGGAUGAGGAGGGAAAAGUAUCUGGUUCAGGAAAUGAUGUAUGAAGCCGAGCUCGAACAUUUACAACGGGAAAGGAAAAAGAACGGAAAGCACUAUAACCACGAGUGGCCUUAGGCGACACAAAGGAGAGACUAGACCAUACUCAGAGCAGAUUAAUAUCAUAAAGGGGCAUGUUUUAUAUAAAAGACUACAAUUGUGGGCAUACAUGCACAAGAUCUACUGUACAUAAUCGUACUGUGUAUCGUGCCUCUGAUAUUAUAUACAAAGUCUCUGUAAACUGGAACGUGCAUACAGACAAAAAGUUGCAACGUCACAUCUAAUGAAUUUACACUCGGUGUGCAUUGUGGGUCGGCAAUGAACAAUCCAGUGGAACAAAUGUUCAGAUUUAUACCCUCAGCGCAUGAAGGAUGAUAUUUAGUCAAACAAUUCCAGUGACCGAUUUUACACGAUGUUGCAACGUG